UUUUCCACUCACUCCACUACCUCACUAAAAUCCCACAAAAUCCUCACCCUUCUCUCAUACACCUGAGUCACACUUGUCUGUUCAUUCUAAUAUAUAAAUACAACCACAAUUAUACCAACUCUUGCCAUACCAUUCAACAAACAUCAACCACAAAACUCACCAAAAACUGAAAAAUUCAACAAUUCAAAACCUGUUCAAAAACAGAACAAACUCUAAAAUGAGUAGUGAAAGCGAAGACAGAUUGAGCGAUUUACCCGAUUCCAUUCUUCAUCACAUUCUCUCCUUUUUGAACAUCAAACAUGCUUUUCAAUCUUCCAUACUCUCAACAAGAUGGAAGAAUCUCCCUAACAAUCUUCCAUCUCUCAAAUUAACUAGCCAACACUUUGAAUCUAUGAAAAGUUUCAACAAAUCAGUGUCUCAGAUUUUAUCUCAUCGCAGUGAUUCAACUGUGGUCCACACUCUAGAGUUUACCUGCCCACAGGAUUUAGUGGAGCCUCAUAUACUCAAAAGAAUUGUAAAAUUUGCUGUAACUCACCACGUCAAGCGAUUACAGAUUUCUAUCACUUGUGAUAUUCAACAAUUUCGAGGUUGCUUGUUUUUUUCGCAAACUUUAACAUCUCUUCAACUUUGGGUUCAUGAAUGUAUUCAACACUGGAGCAUGUUAUUUCCGAAUUCUCUGAACUUGCCUUCGUUAACAAGCUUGUCUUUGGCCGGCUUCUACUUUGGCGUUGGCGAUGGCGAUGACGGUUGCGCUGAGCCAUUCUCAGGUUUUAACAAGUUGAAUACUUUGACCAUUCUGUCUUGUAGAGUUGUGAAAGCACGGUGUCUUUGUAUAUCAAGUACUACACUUGCCAAUUUAAUCAUGUCUGGAUACUAUUUGAUAAAUGAUUGCCAAUUCAAACUCCAUUUAUGUGCCCCGAGUCUUUGUAACUUUGCUUUUACUGGUACUCCAAAUCAGAAACUACGUGUGAGCCAUGGUUGUUCUCUUCAACACUUAUACAUUGAUGCAACAGACAUAAGCCUCAAUUCUUCGGUUGUAAAUUCCCAUACCCUGGUCGAAGAGGAUUCUGAAGCCUUACUCAGCUGGCUGCAAGAGCUUGCUAAUAUCAAAUCAUUGACAGUCUCUUCUAAUACUCUUCAGGUUCUCUCUUUUGUUCCUGAUUUAUUCAAGGUUAAAUUCACUUCUCUGUGUAACUUGGAGUCCCUGAAAGUAGAAAUGAAACCGCUUACAUGUGAAUUAGAGUUGAAAUUAGGAAUAGCAGCAUUCCGGAAAGAAGGUGAAAAUACUGAAUUUAAUUUGAAGCAAGGUCCAUUCAUACCCGAUGGAGUAGUGGAUUUCUUGCUUCAAAACUCACCGUCAGCAAAGGUUAACAUCAUACCAAUUAAUGGCUAAGGUGAAAAUGACUCACUUCUUUGAAUUCAUAUAAGGCUUAUAAUCUAAAUCUAUGGGGGAAGUUAAUGCAAGUUCUGAAUGGUGUUGCUUUUUCAGUUGAAACCUGAACCAAGAUCACACAAGAAUAGAAGUUGAAGUUAUAGGUGUUGGGUUUUGUAGAAAUGCCACGGUGGAGGAUACAAAUGCUAGAGGAUUUUGAUAUUCACAAGUUUUUUCAAGAGAGUCCUAAUGCACUAUAACAAGAAUUCUUUCUGUUAUCUAGAUAAAAUGUUUAAGAUUUGUUUACUCUCAUGCGUUCUACUAUAUUAUAUUAUAGUUCCUAAUUUAUUUAAUGUAUUUGACUCCAAGAGGAUUUAUAUAUAUUGGUUUAAUGCACUAAA
Molecule: messenger RNA, 1773 nt
Organism: Lathyrus oleraceus (garden pea)
Lineage: Eukaryota; Viridiplantae; Streptophyta; Magnoliopsida; Fabales; Fabaceae
Product: putative F-box/FBD/LRR-repeat protein At4g03220
Exons: 3
Coding region: 218-1393 (391 amino acids)
Molecular function (GO): protein binding
Source: RefSeq, a predicted model, not a curated record